Molecule: messenger RNA, 1806 nt
Organism: Aspergillus fijiensis CBS 313.89
Lineage: Eukaryota; Fungi; Ascomycota; Eurotiomycetes; Eurotiales; Aspergillaceae
Product: DUF2841 domain-containing protein
Exons: 6
Coding region: 469-1797 (442 amino acids)
Source: RefSeq, a predicted model, not a curated record
CCCAUCCGCUGCUGUGCCACAUAGGGCCACGCAUUAGUGACACGGCUUGGAUGCAUCCAUUGGUCUAGCUUCUAUAGCACUGAUUUUCUCUUAUGGAUUAUCUCGUUAUGGUGCUUCUUGGGGAAGAAAAGGUCAUUAGGGCUAAUGGUGAUGCAGUGGGUGCAUCAUCCACCCGGAGGCGACCUAGGGACAGCUGAUACUUGGAUUGAGGGCGAUCCUGUAAGCUUGAUACAGACUGUGGAUCUAUUGAUCGCCCCGUUCAUUCGAUUUGCCUCAAAUCGGUCACAGACCGUCUCCGAUGCAUGUUUAAAAUGCCUUCUCUCGUGCCCUGUCUCUGACUCGUCGUGAGUACUUCUAUGUGCCUUGCACCUUUCUUACCUGCUGUGUCAGAGCGAGCUUCUGAAGGUCUUAUUGUCUAAAUCAUUGGUCAUCUUGACUUGUCACCAUCCCCUCGAUUGUUUCACAGCCAUGGCUCAUACUCCGGUAUCAAUGGAUGCGCCGUUAGACGGGCUGGCCUGUCUGCACUUUGCUUUGAUCUAUAUCGAUGACAGCGGUAAAUUGCGCUUCGAAGCAUCACCUUCGAUUGCGGAUAGCUGCCAUUCAAUCUUAUCGCCAAACGUGACCGAGAGUUUUCUACGAGCCGUGGCCUUGUCUGGGAAGGACGAGUCGAAUAAACUUCUAGAAGGGUCAAGAGGCCGAAGCCCAUUGUCGCCUGAGUCACCUAACAGCAAGUCGAUGUUCAGCAACACCUCAGAGCCUUCCUCAAACAAGCGAAAACGAGUGUCGCAUGAGUGUCUCGUACCGAUGAGUAUCACUUGCCACCAAAAAACCAUGCUCCCUAUUCGCAAUGCUAGCAUCCUCCGGCGAUACUAUGAGAAGGCCUUCGAAGGCCUACAGCAGAUCAACUGUCGCAUCCUUGCCAAGGCAUACAUCAAGCUUGUUGAGCCGCGGAAGCAGGUCAAUUAUCCGUACAACGGACGCAAGAUCAUUUCUGGCACAUCUCAACAGUUUGAUCCCGAGCUCACCAAGCCAGCCUGGUGGCCAGCGGGCGUUACCCACAGAGAGCCUGAUCACCUUCUCAAGAACGAGCGAGUCAAACUCCUGGUGCAUAUCCUGUGCGAGUUGCGCGAAAGCCACGCUAUCUGCGUCGAGAAACUCAAAGAAGCGGAUCAAUCUGUGCGUCGACAGAUUCAACCCGUCGAACGGUUAGCUAUACUGGAUGAGAUCUACCAUGUCCGCGGAGAGCAAGAACGGUACCUGGAAGGCAGAACAGACGGGCCCAUGGUUGUGUGUGUAUCGCGCGUCCACCUUCCCGAGCAGCUCGCGGAUAGCCAGGCGAUGGGCUCCCCGACCAGCUCAUCCAUGAAGGACAGCGUGAAUCCGGUGUACCGGAAAGAGAUCCCCGACCUGGAAUCGCACACCUCCGUCUUCGACUCCUGCAGCAGCUCCGCGGUCACCCCGAAGAGCAGCACCGGGACUAUUUCCACCAAACCCCUCGAGCCCUGCAAAGGCCCAACCAUCCAGGUUUCGUGGGACAGCAGCGCCCCAACUUCUUCAUACGCACCUAUCGGCGGCAGCAGCGCCUCCCGACGGUCACGCGAGGGCGAAAGCACAGCCGGCUACUCCCUUGACCUGACCAGCAGCUCCAUGUACCACCACGAGCCAUCGACCCUCGAAACCACCUCACUCCCUCUCCGAUACUACCCUCACAGCCAAGCGCAGCAGACGCUGCCUGUGAUCGGACUCUCGAAUACCGAUCUCGGAGGCUGCCCGAACCCGUAUUAUUUCAAUUAUUGAACCCCAAAA